AUGUCGCCGACGCUUAACCUAGCGACUAGCGAGGUGCCGAAAGAUUGCGACGAGAAGAAGCCGUCCUGCAGCAAUUGCGACAGAAACCUCGAACGUUGUAGCCUCACCUUCAUCUAUUCCAGUCGUCAAGCUGCGGCGGCCCGCCCCACACCGAUCUCCAGAACCAGCCAUGGUGCCGCCAUCAGCCCGCUCUCUUCAUAUGGGAGCGACGCGGCUGGGUCCUCCGAUGUCGUUACGCAGGGUCACUUCCUCCCGCAGUUCUCCGUUCGCGACAUGGAGCUUCUCUUCCACUUCACCAGCUCCACCUCCAAGACCCUCUCCCUGAGACGGCCGAUGCAGAAGAUCUACGGGACAGUGUUUCCGCGCCUGGCGUUCUCCAACCCGUUCCUCCUUCGUGCCAUCCUCGCCGUGUCGGCGCUACAUAUGGCACGAAAAGCUCCGCCGGAGAAAGCGGAGGAGCUGCUCCGGAUAGCAAGCGAGCACCAGAAUAUAGGACUGGCGAGCUACCGCGUCGCCAUCGGUGACAUCAAUCAACACAGUUGCGACGCCCUGUUUGCAUUCGCUCUACUGCUGUUCGUCCAUGUCUGCGCGGCUUCAGACCUCCCCGACUCCGGCCAGGAGGACAUUCCAGAAUCCCACCCGAAUAGCGCCGGCGGAAGCGUCGUCGGGACGCCUCCCACUUCUGCGUCCGGCACGACCGAUCAACCUCUUGGCGUCGAGUGGAUUCGGAUGGCUCGUGGUGUACGAGUGCUGUUGGAGCCCGGAAAGCAGUGGCUAAUGCGCGGCCAACUCUCCAUGUUUUUCAACAUGCACCAGUGGAAGGACGAGAUGUCCGACAUCGACGACGAGAUGCGCGACGACGACGAACACUUGAAGUCCCUGGCCAAGCUCUGGGACUCGUUCGCGGAGGACCCGGAUCGGGAGGAGGACGUAAGAGCAUUGAAUGAUGCCAUUUUCCAGCUCCGGUUGGCACACCAACGAAUUUGGAUCGCGUUGCGAGCCGUUCCGCCUGACGCCUCCAUCUCUCGUAUAAAGGGGGAAGAUGCAGCGUCCGCGGAAGCAGCAGGCUUUACGUGGCUGUACAUGCUUCCUGAGCGCUACGUGGCGCUCAUAGAAGAGAAAUGCCCUGAAUCUCUCAUCAUAUUAGCACAUUUUGCCGUUCUACUAGGGAAGAUCCCUCAUCUGUGGUGGUCGGAGCGGAGGUCUACAGCUUUGGCUCUAAAAGUUAAGAUUAUUAUGGAGCCCAGAUGGUGGCCAUGGUUGGAGUGGCCCAUGUCGAGGCUGAGCUUAUAA
Eremomyces bilateralis CBS 781.70 is the source of this 1293-nucleotide messenger RNA. RefSeq lists its product as uncharacterized. The transcript is spliced from 2 exons. Gene Ontology annotation, biological process: regulation of transcription by RNA polymerase II. The record is from RefSeq and is a predicted model, not a curated record. Gene Ontology annotation, molecular function: zinc ion binding; DNA-binding transcription activator activity, RNA polymerase II-specific. Bases 1 to 1293 code for a protein of 430 amino acids. NCBI's taxonomy places the organism in Eukaryota, Fungi, Ascomycota, Dothideomycetes, Eremomycetales, Eremomycetaceae.